UCAUUGCCUGCAUCAUUAUAUACACAUAGUUAGAAACUUGGAAUAUCUAUUACAAGGAUGGAUAUGAAAAUCUCAACCCAAUCAGCCUUGUUUUUUGAAACUAUUUACCUAUGCUGCACGGAAACAGAAACAAGGAAAUGCGAGAACGCAGAAAUGAUACGGAAAAACGGUACUCUAUAGAGAGAAAUAGAUACGCGGAAACGUUCUUAAACGCCAAAACGCCCAUGGCUUCCGUGCAGCAUAGCUAUUUACAGUCUGCAAUUACAUAGCAGAAAAGCUUCAAUCAUAUAUUUCAGAUACCCUGUUUCUAUCCAGCCGCCUGGCCCACCCACUACCCAAUCUGUCACUUAACAUCAGUUAUUACUAUUUGUUUCCUUUGCUUCUUUGUAUGUACAACUUUCUUUCUAACCACACAGAAACAACUUUGCUGCUUGCUAGUCUUUCUUUUACUCUCUGUAACGCGCACGCACACGCACACGCAAAAUCAUAAAUGCAAACAUUUUAUAAUAUAGGUUUUGGAGCGAGUAGUUAUAUAUAGAAUUCUCUAUUUUGCUUCCGUUGAAUCUUUCUAAUCUUGUUUGUAUCACAAUGCCAUCCUGGUGGACAAGAAACUCUCGAAGAGUCACUCAACUAGAAACAAAAAACAUGGACAAGAACAAGAAGGAAAAGUUUAGAGAGAAGCCAAAGAAUUUUGAUGAAUCAAUCUUUUCUACUCACAAUUCUUCAAGGAAUAACAGUCUUGAAUUGAAAGAUUCGUCCAUUUCGAUUAGUAGGCCUUCGGUGUUUUCUGGCUUUGAUUCAGAUAUUGGAAAUGAAAUUGCAAAAAUGAAAGCUUACCCUUUACCUAAACCUUCAUGUUCACCUGAGCCAUCCAUAAUCUUUGACAAGAAAGUAGCCAGUCUUGCCUCUGAUGCAGCUUCGCAUUCAAGCACUAGUUCCUCUUUAUCUUUUUCUUCUUCUAGUUCUUCUAAUGAUCACGAAGGUGUUUAUUCUGCUGUUACUGAUCAUGGAGAUUUUGGUUCUUUCAGGGCAGUUGAAGAAACCAAUCAGAAUUUAUGGUCAAGAAGUUCAUUUAAUGAAUCAAGAACUCCAAAUAUGAAGGCAUCACCUUCUAUGGAGUACUUAUCCGAAAAGCAAGAAAAUUGGAGGCAUCCAUGUCAUCCUUUGCCUCUUCCUCCUGGUUCUCCUGUUAAAUCUUCCUGUAAUCUUCAGUCAACUUGGAAGAAGGGAAAGCUUUUAGGAAGAGGGACUUUUGGCCAUGUUUAUGCUGGAUUCAACAGUGAAAAUGGGCAAAUGUGUGCAAUUAAGGAAGUAAGAGUAAUUUCUGAUGAUCACAACUCAACUGAAUGUCUUAAGCAACUGAACCAGGAGAUUGCAUUGCUUAGUGAACUGUCACAUCCUAACAUUGUUCAAUAUUAUGGAAGCAAAAUGGUAGAUGAUAAACUUUCAGUUUAUUUGGAGUAUGUUUCUGGUGGUUCAAUCCAAAAAUUACUCGAUCAAUACGGUCCAUUUGCGGAACCUGUAAUUCGAAGCUACACGAAGCAGAUCCUUUGUGGACUAGCUUAUUUACAUAAAAGGAAUACAGUACAUAGGGAUAUUAAAGGUGCAAACAUAUUAGUAGAUCCUAAUGGUGAAAUUAAGCUUGUUGAUUUUGGCAUGGCCAAACAUACUUCAGGUUCUUCCAUACUCUCUUUUAGAGGAAGUCCUUACUGGAUGGCACCAGAGGUUAUAACGAACCCCACUAGUAGCUAUAGUCUUGCGGUUGAUAUAUGGAGCUUAGGGUGCACAGUUUUAGAGAUGGCAACAUCGAAACCUCCAUGGAGCCAAUAUGAAGGGGUGGCUGCAAUAUUUACGAUUGCAAAUAGUAAGGAACACCAUGAAAUUCCCAAUUACUUACCAGAAGAUGCUAAGAGUUUUGUAAAGCUUUGCCUGCAAAGAGAUCCGUCUAAACGACCUGCAGCUGCACAAUUGCUCCAUCAUCCCUUCAUCCAGUAUCAAGAUAAGACGAGUUCUUCCAAAUAAGAAAGAGAUCACAUGAUCAAGCAAAAUAUUAUAGCUAAACAUAAGAGUUCCCAAAUAAAAUCAGAAGAAAUCUGAUAAAUUUUGACAUUGAUAAAAUAUUGUGAAUAAUGAAAAAAAUUUGUAUAUGAACGAGUUUAUACAAGAUAUCUGUACAAAGUAAUAGUAAAAUAAAAAAGCAAAGUAAUAGUAAAAUAAAAAAGGUAGAUCACUUAAUGUAA
This is a messenger RNA of Jatropha curcas, 2240 nucleotides long. RefSeq names its product mitogen-activated protein kinase kinase kinase 3. Gene Ontology annotation, cellular component: cytoplasm. NCBI's taxonomy places the organism in Eukaryota, Viridiplantae, Streptophyta, Magnoliopsida, Malpighiales, Euphorbiaceae. Gene Ontology annotation, biological process: MAPK cascade; protein phosphorylation. The record is from RefSeq and is a predicted model, not a curated record. Gene Ontology annotation, molecular function: ATP binding; MAP kinase kinase kinase activity.